Molecule: messenger RNA, 2105 nt
Organism: Jaculus jaculus (lesser Egyptian jerboa)
Lineage: Eukaryota; Metazoa; Chordata; Mammalia; Rodentia; Dipodidae
Gene: Cebpa
Product: CCAAT enhancer binding protein alpha
Exons: 1
Coding region: 16-1122 (368 amino acids)
Biological process (GO): regulation of transcription by RNA polymerase II; DNA-templated transcription; myeloid cell differentiation
Molecular function (GO): DNA-binding transcription factor activity, RNA polymerase II-specific; RNA polymerase II cis-regulatory region sequence-specific DNA binding
Source: RefSeq, a predicted model, not a curated record
CGCUGUAGCUCCUCCAUGGAGUCGGCCGACUUCUACGAGGCGGAGCCGCGGCCCCCGAUGAGCAGCCACCUCCAGAGCCCCCCGCACGCGCCCAGCAGCGCCGCCUUCGGCUUCCCCCGGGGCGCGGGUUCCGCGCCGCCCCCAGCCCCACCUGCCGCCGCCGCCGCCCCGGAGCCGCUGGGCGGCAUCUGCGAGCACGAGACGUCCAUCGACAUCAGCGCCUACAUCGACCCGGCCGCCUUCAACGACGAGUUCCUAGCCGACCUGUUCCAGCACAGCCGGCAGCAGGAGAAGGCCAAGGCGGCCGCGGGCCCCGCGGGUGCAGGCGGCGGCGGCGGGGACUUUGACUACCCCGGCGGCGGCGGCGGAGGCCCGCUGGGCCCGGGCGGAGGCGCCGUCAUGUCCGCGGGCGCGCACGGGCCCCCUCCCGGCUACAGCUGCGCGGCGGCGGCCGGCUACCUGGACGGCAGGCUGGAGCCCCUGUACGAGCGCGUCGGGGCGCCGGCGCUGCGGCCGCUGGUCAUCAAGCAGGAGCCGCGCGAGGAGGACGAGGCGAAGCAGCUGGCCCUGGCCGGCCUCUUCCCUUACCAGCCGCCGCCGCCGCCGCCGCCGCACCCGCACCCGCACGCGUCGCCCGCGCACCUAGCCGCCCCGCACCUCCAGUUCCAGAUCGCGCACUGCGGCCAGACCACCAUGCACCUGCAGCCCGGCCACCCCACGCCGCCCCCCACGCCCGUGCCCAGCCCGCACCCCGCACCGGCGCUGGGGGCCGCCGGUCUGCCGCCGGGUCCCGGAGGUGCUGCUCUCAAGGCUCUGAGCGCCACGCACCCCGACCUCCGGGCGGGCGGCGGCGGAGCCGGCAAGGCCAAGAAGUCGGUGGACAAGAACAGCAACGAGUACCGGGUGCGACGCGAACGCAACAACAUCGCGGUCCGCAAGAGCCGCGACAAGGCUAAGCAGCGCAACGUGGAGACGCAGCAGAAAGUGCUGGAGCUCACCAGUGACAAUGACCGCCUGCGCAAGCGGGUGGAGCAGCUGAGCCGCGAACUGGACACGCUGCGGGGCAUCUUCCGCCAGCUGCCCGAGAGCUCCUUGGUCAAGGCCAUGGGCAACUGCGCGUGAGGCGCGCGGGGCUGCCGGACCUGGGGAGUGUGGUUUCAGGUCGCUGGAUCUCCAGGCUGCCCUUGGGAGGGGGGAGAGGGGGGACAGUGCAAGCCAGGACUAGGAGAUUCCAGGGUCGCCUGGGGGGAAAAAAGCCUGGCCUGACCCCGCGUGUCCCCCUCCCUUCCUCCGAGUCGGACUUGGUGCGUCUGAGAUGAGGGAGUCAGGCAAUGGUUUCUCCCAGAGAUGGGGAGAUCUUUCUGCUGGGCUGAGCUUUGAGCCCAGCAGUUCUAGUAUUAUGGAAAAAUUACCUUGUGCCUUCGAAAUGCAAACUCGCUCCGAUUCCUACCGAGUAGGGGAGCAAAAAUGUGCCUUGAUAUUUUCCUUGGAGGACUCCUGGAGUCCUCUAAGGCUUCCGCAGGCUCUCACGAGAGAAAGAAGGGUGCAGGCCCCAAAGCAACAGGAACAUUCAGGAAGCUGAGAUGCAGAGCAGCCGGCCCCCAACCGCCCCAGUGCCUGUCCUUAGAGGGGAGGGGCUUUUGUGGAGGUUGAGGCUUUUAACUUAAGGGCGCUCCCCUAGUUCUUAUGGAGGUGGCGGGUCCCUGGUUCCUCACCCCUACCCCAGCUUACAGCAGCAGCCUGGGGCUUCCUUGGUGAGCACUCAGAAAUAGAAGGUCACCACCCCUUGUCAGACCAGAAAGCUAGGUUGUGAGUUAGGUCGGUGGUCAAGGGAGUGGUGAUCUGGUGACAGAGAUUUGGUUUUGGGCGCGGGAGGGGCUGAAGGAUAUUGGGGACCACCAGCCCUGUCCGUCUGUACUGUAUGUAGCCAGCAUUGCCGAAGGAACAUUAAGCACAAUCAAUCCAUCCCAGAGGGACCUGAGUUAUGACAAACUUCCCAAAUAUUUUGCUUCAUCAGCCGCUAUCAACACUUGUAUCUGGUCUCUGUGUCCCUGCCGUGCCUUGUGCAAUGUCAAUGUGCACGUCGAUGAGAAACCACCAUUUUA